Molecule: messenger RNA, 300 nt
Organism: Alexandromys fortis (reed vole)
Lineage: Eukaryota; Metazoa; Chordata; Mammalia; Rodentia; Cricetidae
Gene: S100z
Product: S100 calcium binding protein Z
Exons: 2
Coding region: 1-300 (99 amino acids)
Molecular function (GO): calcium ion binding; calcium-dependent protein binding
Source: RefSeq, a predicted model, not a curated record
AUGCCCACCCAGCUGGAGAUGGCCAUGGACACGAUGAUUCGAAUCUUCCACCGGUACUCCUGCAAAGAGGGGGACAGGUUCAAGCUCAACAAAGGAGAACUAAAGAUGCUAUUACAGAGGGAGCUCACAGAAUUCCUCACGUGCCAAAAGGAUCCCCAGUUGGUGGACAAGAUAAUGCAGGACCUGGACGCCAAUAAGGACAACGAAGUGGAUUUUAAUGAAUUUGUGGUCAUGGUGGCAGCGCUGACAGUCGCUUGUAAUGAUUACUUUGUAGAACAACUGAAGAAGAAAGGCAAAUAA